Molecule: messenger RNA, 747 nt
Organism: Rhododendron vialii
Lineage: Eukaryota; Viridiplantae; Streptophyta; Magnoliopsida; Ericales; Ericaceae
Product: cytochrome c-type biogenesis CcmH-like mitochondrial protein
Exons: 4
Coding region: 1-438 (145 amino acids)
Source: RefSeq, a predicted model, not a curated record
AUGGGGACGGAGGGUGCAGAGGAUGCAGUAAGGAAUGCGCAGGUGGUAGACGCCAGGGCCAGAAACAUCAGUCACAAUGUCCGUUGCACUGAGUGUGGCAGUCAGUCCAUUGAAGAUUCACAAGCAGAUGUUGCCAUUCUCCUCAGGAAGUUAAUUUGUGAUGAAAUUCGAGCUGGGAAAUCUGAUAAAGAUAUCUACAAAAAGCUCGAGGACGAUUUUGGGGAGACAGUUCUUUAUGCACCAAAGUUUGAUUUGCAGACUGCAGCUUUGUGGCUAUCGCCGCUUCUAGUUGCAGGUGCUGCUGGAGGAAUAUGGGCUUACAACAAGCAUAGGCAAAAUACUAAUGUGCACAUCAUGGCGUUGAACCUAGUUAGAGGUGUUCCUCCAACUCCGAAAGAGAAACAAACCAUGCUUGACCUCCUUACUCCUCCUCGUUGACAAAGAAAUCCUUUAUCCUCUUGGUGGCGGAAGUGGCUUGGUCAAUAACCUCUCAGUUUCUUCAAGAGCUCUUACACGAUUACCAAUGAGAAAAUCGAAGGGUGGAUCAGCUUGUUGAUGAGUUCCAUGGCUUUCACCUUCGCAAUGUGGGCCUGGUUUUUAUGAUAACGAGAAAUUAGAUUGUGAUACAAAUUUGUAUCUUUAACAGUAUUCAAGUUCACUGUGGUUAAGAAUAUUUUCAACAAUUUCAGAACUUCAUUGUUCACUGUAUGUGACUGGUAUUGUGUUUAAAAUAUUAUUUCCUGUUUA